This is a messenger RNA of Suricata suricatta (meerkat), 1051 nucleotides long. RefSeq names its product carcinoembryonic antigen-related cell adhesion molecule 21-like. The coding region runs from base 1 to 753 and encodes 250 amino acids. Gene Ontology annotation, cellular component: cell surface; plasma membrane. Gene Ontology annotation, molecular function: protein tyrosine kinase binding. The record is from RefSeq and is a predicted model, not a curated record. The transcript has 8 exons. Gene Ontology annotation, biological process: regulation of immune system process; signal transduction. Lineage: Eukaryota; Metazoa; Chordata; Mammalia; Carnivora; Herpestidae.
AUGGAAGGUGAUGAAGACUGGGUGGGCAGCUCUCAUUUCCUACCUGAUGGUAACAGUGUCAGUGCCUUCCCAGCAUAUACAGCUGCCCUGGACACAGAUGGGGGGUUGCAUACCUUCCUCCCCCCACAUACACAGAAAGAGCCAGUGACCCAGCCUUCUCUCAACAUCAGCAGCACCACAGUCACAGCACAUAAGGACUCUGUGGUCCUGACCUGCUCCACAAAGAGCACAGGGGUCUCCAUCCGGUGGUUCUUCAAUGGCCAGAGUCUAAAUCUCACAGAGAGGAUGAAGCUGGCUCAGGACAGCAGCACCCUCACCAUAGACCCUGUCAGGAGGGAAGAUGCCGGGACUUACCAGUGUGAAGUCUCCAACCCAGUCAGUACCAGCAAAAGUGACCCCGUCAGGCUGACUGUGCGCUAUAAAGGAAGCACCCCGGGCCUCCCUGUGGGGACCAGUGUUGGCAUUGCAAUUGGGGUGCUGGUCGGGGUGGUGGCACUGGUGGCCGCCCUGUGCUGUGACCUUUCCCUGCACACCUCACUAAUAAGCCUGAUCUUUCCAAGGACUGGUGGCCGAUGUUAUCGCAGAGAGACCCAGUACCCAGCCUCCACCCCUGGCCAUGGUCCAGCCAGCAGCUCUGCAUUCCCGACUUCGCUCCCCAGCACGAGUCCAGCCGUUCCCAUCUACCAGGAAUUACAACACCCUGACAGGAACAUUUACUGCCAGGUCAACCACAACGGACAAGUAACUUCUUAGUUUUCCUGGGACCUACACCUUUCAGGGGCCCUCCUGACACACCAGACCCUAGGUGGGGUCAGGUGCCCCAGCCUGAGCCAGAGAACGUGCCUUAAGUCCAGAGGAUAUUCAGGAACAUGGACCCUGAGUAUGGGCCUCCCUGAUUUCUGGAUACCGUGACAGUGCACCAUGAACCCGGGAAGGGCAAGGACAAAGGCCCUAAUGUCCCAGAAGUGGCGGUUCUAACGGACAAUGACCCAGUCCCUGACCCACUAGAGACAACAUGAGAGGAUCUGAAUAAAGAGGACUCUUCCCUCUC